Molecule: messenger RNA, 2511 nt
Organism: Oncorhynchus masou masou (cherry salmon)
Lineage: Eukaryota; Metazoa; Chordata; Actinopteri; Salmoniformes; Salmonidae
Product: putative per-hexamer repeat protein 5
Exons: 2
Coding region: 1762-2334 (190 amino acids)
Source: RefSeq, a predicted model, not a curated record
UGACACAUGCCUUUAUGAAUUAUCACUAUUAACUAUCCUUGUACCGUUUCUAUCUUUAUACCAUUGUUAUCAAUUUUAUCCCUAUAUGAACUCACUUCAAUAAACAAAGACAACAUGUAUGAGCAUGUAUACAUUCAUCUUAGUGCUCUACUUUGCAAUAACAACAUAAUUCAUCUUCACAUUUCCCAAAAGUUCUCUCACUCACCCAUACACACACACACACACACACACACACACACACACACACACACACACACACACACACACACACACACACACACACACACACACACACACACACACACACACACACACACACACACACACACAGGAGAUGAGCAUGGCCCUUCCCAGCUAGGUAGUUUAUGCUUGUGCCUAGAAACUUCAGCGAGAAUUUGAAACUUGGCUACAAUAAUUGGGACUUGGGAGAGUGUUCAGAAUCGUUCCGUAAUUCUUCAGGUUUUUUAAACUAAAAUGUAGACGUUAAUGCCUUAGUUGUACAUUUUCAGUGAAAAUCACUGCAAUAAAUGUGCUUUAGGCCUUAUAUUGGCUACUCUAUCUAGCUACUUCCCUCUCUUUACUGCUGGACAGCAGUUCUUGAACAAGUAAGUGGAAGUGAAGAACACUGUGCCCUGUGUUGUUGCGGUGCCGGCUUGCAGCACAAACUCUCCCCAUUGUAGUUAGACUGUAUCACGGUGACAUCGAGAUGGUUACAAAUUAUUUAUUGUGUAGGCUAUCCUAUUCUAAAUAAAAUCAGUGGGAUGGACAAAUUGGCCACGUUAGCUGCUGCCGGCGACAUGUGAUACAGUUGCCCAGUGGGAAGCAGCUCACGUUGGCAAGUACCUUGAUACACCGUUGCACUGGUCAUUCUCAUCGGCUUGUUGUUACGUUAGCUAAUUGGUAGGUCAAGGUAACAAAUACUACAAGUUAUUUCCUCCAUUGAAAUAAGCAUCGUUUUAUUUUAACUAGUGCCAUGCUGCUGUUCUUGCCAGCAUAAACUAUACUGAACAAAAAUAUAAAUGCAACAUGGAACAAUUUCUAAUAUUUUAUUGAGUUACAUUACAUAUGAGGAAAUCAGUCAAUUGAAAUAAAUAAAUUUGGCCCAAAUCUAUGGAUUUCACAUGACUGGGAAUACUGAUAUGCAUCUAUAGGUCACAGAUACCUUAAAAAAAGGUAGGGCCGUAGAUUAGACAACCAGUCACUAUCUGGUGUGACCACAAUUUUCCUCAUGCAGCGCACCACAUCUAAUUUGCAUAUAGGUGAUCAGGCUGUUGAUUGUGGCCUGUGGAAUGUUGUCCCACUCCUCUUCAGUGGCUGUGCGAAGUUCCUGGAUAUUGGCGGGAAUUGGAAUACACUGUCGUACACAUCGAGUCAAUGGGUGACAUGUCUGUUGGGUCAGUGUAACGGCGUUCUUCUGUUGAAGGAGGAGCGGACCAAAAUGCAGCGUGGUGGUAACUCAUGUUUAUUGAUGAAAAUAGACUAGACAUGAAAUAACUGAAACGUACAAAACAACAGACGGAAAUGUGAAAAAACUAUACAGCAUAUCUGCUGAAUAUAAACACAGAGACAGGAACAAUCACCCACGAAACACUCAAAGAAUAUGGCUGCCUAAAUAUGGUUCCCAAUCAGAGACAACGAAAAUCACCUGACUCUGAUUGAGAACCGCCUCAGGCAGCCAUAGACUACGCUAGACACCCCACAAAACCCCAAGACAAAAACACACCACAGUAACCCAUGUCACACCCUGGCCUAACCAAAUAAAUGAAGAUAAACAUAAUAUAUUUAGACAAGGGCGAGCUGCAGACUGGCAGCUCCUUGCAGACUGACAGCUCCUUGCAGACUGACAGCUCCUUGCAGACUGACAGCUCCUUGCAGACUGGCAGCUCCUUACAGACUGGCAGCUCCUUGCAGACUGGCAGCUCCGGCUGCUCCAUGCAGACUGACAGCUCUGGCUGCUCCAUGCAGACUGACAGCUCUAGAUGCUCCAUGCAGACUGACAGCUCUGGCUGCUCCAUGCAGACUGACAGCUCUGGCUGCGCUAAACAGGCAGGAGACUCCGGCAGCGCAGGAGAGGAGAAAGGCUCCGGCAGCGCUGAACAGGCGGGAGGCUCCGGCAGCGCAGGAGAGGAGGAAGGCUCGGGCAGCGCUGAACAGGCGGGAUGCUCCGGCAGCGCAGGAGAGGAGAAAGGCUCCGGCAGCGCUGGAGAGGCGGAGCGCACUGUAGGCCUGUUGCGUGGUGCUGGCACUGGUGGUACUGGGCCGAGGACACGCACAGGAAGCCUGGUGCGGGGAGCUGCCACCGGAGGACUGGUGUGUGGAGGUGGUACAGGAUAGACCGGACCGUGCAGGCGCACUGGAGCUCUUGAGCACCGAGCCAACCUUACCUGGCUCGAUGCCCACUCUAGCCCGGCCAAUACGAGGAGCUGGUAUGUACCGCGCCGGGCUAUGCACCCGCACUGGAGACACCGUGCGCUCCACAGCAUAACACGGUGCCUGCCCGGUCUCUUUAGC